AUGCUAGGAGUAUCUCGUGUCACGCAAUUAAUAGAAGGGAUCCGAAGCUCCGACCAGCGUCAACGGUCAAAAAUCGAACAUGCCUUUCUGUACGCCAAGCAAUCGAAGAUAAAGUGGGCCGGACACGUAAUGCGUAUGAAUGACGACCGAUGGACAGGAGCCGUUAGUGACUGGAUUCCUCGGGAUGUCAAGCGUACUGUGUGA
This is a messenger RNA of Angiostrongylus costaricensis, 204 nucleotides long. The record is from the annotation of a GenBank genome assembly. NCBI's taxonomy places the organism in Eukaryota, Metazoa, Nematoda, Chromadorea, Rhabditida, Metastrongylidae.